Messenger RNA from Galleria mellonella (greater wax moth), 11704 nucleotides. It is a transcript of the gene trio, whose product is annotated as kalirin. NCBI's taxonomy places the organism in Eukaryota, Metazoa, Arthropoda, Insecta, Lepidoptera, Pyralidae. Gene Ontology annotation, biological process: axon guidance; protein phosphorylation. Gene Ontology annotation, cellular component: cytoplasm. The transcript is spliced from 47 exons. The record is from RefSeq and is a predicted model, not a curated record. Gene Ontology annotation, molecular function: protein kinase activity; guanyl-nucleotide exchange factor activity; ATP binding. Bases 226 to 8688 code for a protein of 2820 amino acids.
ACGACCCUAGCGCGCCAUUGUGGUUGUUCGUUACAGUUUCUGUGUCAUUUUGUGUCCAGUUUGUGUGUUUUUAUUAAGUUUUAGGGCAGUAAUGAAUAUAUUUUUUACAAAUAUUUUAGACGAAAAAAUAACAGUGACAAUAAUGCGUGCCGAACCUUUUAUACCUGACUAAUUGACACCUUUGAGUCAUCACGGCUUCUCUAGGGCGGUCCCUGAGGGGCAGCGAUGGAGGUUGGGGCGCGAGCCCUGGAUGUUCUCCCGCUACUGCAGGAGCGGGUGGCGGCUUUGACCGGUGGACGGGACCGCCGCGGUGGCCCCAUUAUAUGGUUUCCGGCCAAUUCGAGGCGAGAUCGCGUCGCCCCAGAUGACUAUAGGCGCCUGCUCCAUUAUUUAAUCAGUAUACCCAGUGAUUCAGUCAGAUCACAUGGCUUUACAAUCUUAAUAGAUAUGAGAGGUUCAGCAUGGGCAGCAAUAAAGCCAAUCUUAAAGGUUCUCCAAGAACAUUUCUCAUCAUCCGUCCACCAGGCACUAGUUGUAAAGCCGGACAAUUUUUGGCAGAAGCAACGCACUACUAUAGGAGCCCAUAAGUACAAGUUUGAUACAACAAUGAUUAGCUUAGAAGCACUACCAAAAGUUAUAGAUAGUUCCCAAAUGACAGCAGAUUUAGACGGCACUCUACCGUAUGAUCAUUCACAGUGGAUUGACUUAAGAUUGGCACUCGAAGAACUGAUGUGGCAAGCAGGUGAACUGCUUGAUAGGCUAGACGAUCUGCAAGAGGAUGUCGCUCGGGCCGAUUUCGCUGAUGACGUGACGGGUGCCAGGAGAGCCAUUGACGCACAUGCGGAUAUUAGCAAACGUCUCUCCAAGGUCCCUGUGGAUGAACUUGAGGCACAGGGUGAACGCGUUCUUCAGCGGUUGGAAGCAGCUGAAGCGGCGAGUGCGGAGGCAAGCGGCAGCGGCGGCGAGGCGGCCGCGUUCCACUGCGGUUCACCGAGCGCGGUCCGGGCGCAACUCGCUGCGGUGCGGUCUGCGCACGCGCACGCACACAAACUCUGGCAGCACAAGAAGAUGCAGCUCGACCAGUGCUUCCAGUUGCGCUUGUUCGAACAAGACUGUGAAAAGAUGCUCGAAUGGAUAGUCAACCACCGGACGGCUUUCCUUGCUACGUAUGUGGAGAUCGGAAGGUCAUGUACAGCCGCUAAGCGCUUACAGGAAGAACAUGCGAGAUUCGCGGCGGCGUGUACCGGUGGGGGUCGGCCGAGCGUCGCUCGUGUAACGACCGCCGCGCGACGUCUCGCUGACAAGCGGCAUUACGCCGAAACACACAUUACUCAACUCGCGCAUCGUCUCGAACGAGCAUAUAAACAACUAUCAGCUGGACUCGAAGAACGUUCAGCCGUCCUGUCGCUGUCUGUAGUAUUUCAUCACAAAGCAGAAGCUUACGCGUCGGCGGUGAGCGGAUGGGGCGCUCAAUGCGCGGUCGCGUUACAACUGGCUACCGGUCAGGGCGGAGCGCCCUGUAACGACCCGAGGGCAUUGGAACAACAUGCUCAGAGACAUAGGCAACUGUAUGAACACAUGUGUCAGGCUUAUACAGAGGUCCAUUCGACGAGUAAGAAAUUGUUGUAUCAACUAGAUCAUUUAGUUCAAGUGUGCCAUCAAACUGAUCCCGCUGAUAUGAGCGAAGGGUCAGUAAGCACAGCGGGCAGUAGUGGGGAUCCCGCUGCCGACUACAGCUCGGGCGCGAACCACGUGUUAGCCGUCAUCCAUCAGAUACUAGGUCAUCACAGAGCGCUAGAGGCGAGGUACCACCAGGCGAGGCUCAAGCUUCACCAGAGGCUUGCGUUGCUUCUGUACAAAGAGGAUUGUAGGCAGGUGUUGGAGUGGUUGGCGAAUCACGGCGAAGUGUUUUUGCAGAAGAAUACUGGAAUAGGAAGGAAUCUCCAUAAAGCAAGAGUAUACCAGAAAUCUCACGAACAUUUUGAAAACGUCGCACAAAAUACAUACACGAACGCUGAAAAGUUAUUGGCGGCUGCGGAGGAGUUGGCGCGGUCAGGGGAAUGCGACCCCGAGGAAGUGUUAGGGGUCGCUCGCCAGUUAGAGGCGCAUGUUGCGGCGUUUGCGGCGCGCGUCGACCGCAGGCGGCGGAGGCUCGACCUCGCCGUCCUGUUAUAUACUCACGAGAAAGACUUAAUUCAAUGGCUGGAGACAUUGCGCAGCGGUGGCGGCGUUUGCGCAACGGACGACAGUCCUGAAGCGGCGAGACGCGCUCUGGAUCAGUGUGCGCAACAUCGCGCAGCUAGUCUAGAUGCCUGCGCAGCCACUAUUGCGCAGGGCGAAGCUUUACUGCAAGACUUAAGAUCAUCGGGCGACUCAGACGCGGCGAGCACCGCCGCUGUGGAGACGACACUGGAAAGACUGAGGGGUACGAGGGGUGCUCUCGAGGAACUCUGGUCGGACCGCGAGAGGCGACUUGAGCUCACCCUCCAGCUGCGUCAUUUUGAAAGAGACGCUCUCGAGGUAUCCUCCCGUCUGGAGUUGUGGGGCGACGAGUUGCAGCGAACAGAACCGCCUCGAGACCCUCAACAGGCGGAGCAGGCGCUUGCGGCUCACAAUGAGAGCGUGGCCAGGAUGCAACAUGCCACUUAUCAGGUGGUGAAACAAGGGCAGGAGUUAGCAGCGGCGAUCGCCGAGGCGUCCGAUGUGAUGGCUUCUAGUGGAUCCGACGGGUCUGAAGCGGCGCCGCUGGACGCGCAAGCCAGGGUCCAGCUCCUGCUCGAGUUUCUACACGACAGACAACUAGAUCUCGAGGAGUUAGCUGAAGAGAGGCGCGCUCGGUUCGAGCAGUGCGUACAGCUAGGUCAAUUCCAAAAAGACGCAGCUCAAGUGGUGAGCUGGAUACGUAACGGCGAAGCGAUGUUGGCCGCUUCGUUCUCGAUCCCCGGCACGCUGGCGGAGGCGGAACAGCUGAAGAGAGAACACGACCAGUUCCAAGUGGCGGUGGAGAAGACGCACGCCAGCGCUGUACAGGUCAAGUACAGGGCGGAUGCGUUGAGGGCCGCCAACCACUACGACCCACAUACGAUCAGAGAAAUAUCUGAGGAAGUGACUGAACGCUGGCAACGGCUAGUGACAUGUGCGGAGGAGCGUCACAAGCUAGUGACGGCGUCCCUCAACUUCUACAAGACAGCGGAGCAAGUAUGCUCCGUGUUGGACUCUCUGGAGCGAGAGUACCGCAGAGACGAGGACUGGUGUGGCUCAGCCGCUGCGCCAGCGACUGAUGAACCGUCGCAGGCUCAGAGUGUCGCGGACAAAGCUGCACAGGUGGCGGCGUUAAUAGUCAAACACGGGGAACAGAAAGAGGCGUUUUUGAAAGCGUGCACCCUCGCCCGUCGUACAGCGGAGACGUUCCUGAAAUACGCGGCUAGGUCGGCUCAGGUCCACGGCCAGACAGCCGCAGCCAGCAAGGCGCAUCACGAACAGACACGCGCUAUAUUGGACACGUUACUCGCCCAAGAGAAUAAGGUACUGGAACACUGGACCGUCCGUAAGAAGCGGCUUGAGCAGUGCCAACAGUUUGCACUUUUCGAACGAUCUGCCCGCGCCGCCGUGGAAUGGAUUAGAGAGACUCAGGAGCGAUGUGGGGCAGCCGCUGCUGCGGCGGCGGCAGGGGUGGCGCGGGAGAGCCGGGAACGAGUGCGAUUGCUAGCACAGCUAGCUGAUGGUCUUGUGGAGAAGGGGCAUCCACACGCAGUUCAGAUCAAGGAGUGGGUAGCUGCUGUGGAUGCUAGAUAUGCAGAGUUUAGCGGUUCAAUGGAAGGUGGUGAGAGUGAAGCCGAAAGUGAUUCAAGUGUAGCUCCGUCACUGGCGUCAUCGCAGUCUGCCGAAGCGGACACGCGGGCGGAACCACAACAGACGGCGGCCGGCGAUGACAAACGACGCAGCGCCAGACGCAAAGAGUUCAUCAUGGCGGAGCUGCUUCAAACAGAGCGAGCGUACGUCAAGGAUUUGGAGACGUGUAUUACGUGUUACUUGCGCGAGAUGCGCACAGACCCUGGCUCUGUGCCUCCAGCUCUGCAGGGCAAGGAGGACAUAAUUUUCGGGAACAUCGAAGAGAUUCACCGCUUCCACGAACGCGUGUUCUUACGUGAAUUAGACAAGUACGAAACAAUGCCCGAGGACGUCGGACAUUGCUUCGUAACGUGGGCGCGAGAGUUCGACAUGUACGUCUCGUAUUGCCGGAACAAACCAGACAGCAACGCGGCGGUCGUGCAAAACGCUGGCGACUAUUUCGAAAGAGUACAACGUAAAAAGAAAUUGGAGCAUCCAUUAGCGGCUUACUUAAUCAAGCCUGUACAGCGCAUCACCAAAUAUCAACUGCUGCUAAAGGAUCUUCAAGCGUGCUGUGCGGAGGGCCAAGGAGAGAUCAAGGACGGUCUUGAAGUCAUGUUAUCGGUACCGAAAAAGGCCAACGAUGCUAUGCAUCUCUCUCUUCUCGAGGGCUGUGACGUGCCGACAGACAGCCUUGGUGAAGUGGUCCUCCAAGAUUCGUUCCACGUCUGGGACCUCCGACAGAUCAUCAAGAAAGGCCGAGAGCGGAGGGUCUUCCUCUUCGACCUACAUCUACUACUAGCAAAAGAAGUGAAAGACUCACACGGGAAAGCGAAGUAUAUUUACAAGACAAAAUUCAUGACAUCCGAGUUGGGUGUGACGGAGCACAUCGAAGCGGACGAAUGCAAGUUCUCCGUGUGGACGGGACGGGAACCGAUGGCAAGUGACUGCCGGAUAGUGCUGAAAGCACCUUCGCUGGAAGUGAAGCAGACCUGGGUUCGACGUCUCCGGGAAGUUAUACAGGAAACGUACUUCAGUGGAGCACUGCAGCAGCCUCCACGCAGUCCCGGCCGCGUCCGACCUACCAGCUCACAGAGAUCUAGCAGGGACCUUGAAGAGACUCUUUUAGAUGAAACUACAGAAAAUCUAGACAGAAAUUCGCUGGCGUCCUUCGGUAGCGGUAAUACUACAGAUUCUGAUAAGGCUGGUCCAGAAAUGACUUGGGUGGUAGCAGAGCAUACCGCGUCUGGUGCUGGUGAGCUAACAGUCACAAAGGGUCAGCAAGUGGAAGUGGUAGAAGUCUGCCAGGGCCGCACCGACUGGUGGGUGGUCAGGGUUCCUGGGGAGCCUCCGCAAGAAGGGGCAGUGCCCGCGCACGUUCUCAAGCCGCAACCACAACAGAAGACUUCGCCCUCAAGACGUCCACUCAGCCAACCGUGUGAAGAGGCGUUAGAAGCUUCGAAUUCUGAUCCCGGAGGAACAGCAGUCAAUGUCGCCAGUCCGGGAAAGCAGCGCCGUGGAUUUAGCGGACGGCGAUGGCUUGGCUUGAGGAAGCCGUCGCAGGUCAAGGAGAAGGCUCCUAGCGGCGCCCAGUCUCCAGCUACAUCAGACAAACCCGCUCCACUCAAGAAGGUGCCCUCAGAUAAGAAAUUCAGGUUGCCGUACAACACUGACAAUGGGCGUACAGAGGAGGGUGGCGAAAGCAGCCACGGUGCGGGUGCCCUCGAUGAGACUGAGGAUGACACGGCGGAUCUCGAGCUUCCGCCGCCCAUGAAACCUAUACAGGAUCCACAAGCGGUUUUGCAGCAAGCACCCACUCCUGUCGCCACAGCUUCUGUCCCCACCACACGAAACUUACUGGCGUUGGACGCUUUGGAUACUAAUGGUGGUCCUGCCGAUAUAGCAGAAAUUGAACAGAUUGUCAAGGAAAGAAUGGAACAACAUGGUGGCGCGAGCACCUCGGGAAGAGUGGGAGACCCUGAAGAGGAUGAGCAGCCUGUAACCCCUGGUCCUAAUACCAGCGAAGCUAUCCUCAAGAAACGCGAGUUUGUUUUAAAAGAGCUCUUCGAUACCGAAGAAAUAUAUGUCGCAGACCUGAAAGUCAUCUGUGAGGGCUACAUGCGUCAUAUGCAGGAGCAUCCCACUGACCCACCAAUGCCAGAACCACUCAGAGACGACAGACGACACCGCAUGGUGUUCGGCAACAUCGAAGCGAUCUAUGAAUUUCAUCGAGACAAAUUCGUGAAGGAAUUACAAGGCUGCAUCGCGAAACCGGAGCUGUUGGGUGAUUUGUUCCGCCGCUUCCUGGAGAAACGCAUGUUCCUCUACGAGUCCUACUGCCGGAACAAACCUGUCUCCGAAUUCAUCGUCUCGGAAAAUGAAGUUUAUUUCCAAGAACUAAGACACAAACUCGGACAAAAGUUGCAGCUCGGGGACCUACUGAUAAAGCCGAUCCAGCGCAUCCAGAAGUAUCACUUGUUGGUGAAGAAGAUCUACGCGUACUCCGAGCAAGCGGCCGCAUCGCUGCCCGUGCUGGAAGCUCUACGCGAUGCUGUCGAGUGCUCGGACAUCAUACCCAAGAAUGCCAAUAAAAUGAUGGAUGUGGGACGUCUAAAAGGAUUCCCGGCCAGCAUAGCCUCCCAAGGAAAGCUGUUGCUCCAAGAACCAUUAGCGAUAGCGGACAUCACGGGCGGGGGCAACGACCGUGAGGGGAAAAGCAAAGAGUUCCACGUGUUCCUCUUCGAACAAUGCGUCAUAUUCAGUGAGGCGGUCGGCAAAAAGACUCAGUUCGUUAGCCCCACCUACAAUUACAAGGCCCAUGUCCAGGUGAAUAAAAUGGAGCUAGAAGAGCUGGACACCAAUGGAGCUUUCAUCAUUCACUCGGUGGAUCCCAAUAAACCAAAACAGUCGUACCUGUGCCGCGCUCCCGAGGCUCGCUGCCACGAAUGGAUUUCCACACUGUCAAGAAUACUGCAGUCCCAAAGAAUCUUCGGCGAAGCCCUGGAGAACCCUGGCGCUUACCUCCGGGAGCUGCACAGGGAGCCAGCUCGUGACCCAGCUGCCGUGGGUGAGGGUUGGUGCGGUCUGCGUAAGACCGAGAGCGUGCCGCCGUCGUUGGGCGGACGGCUGGCGCCCGACUUGCGCCAGCGGACGCAGCGGCCGCACGCGAAAGCGAACACGAUCAACCUACCCACUACUACAAGUCGCAGCGACGAGAGAAAGAAGACAGUUAACGUUACAGGGAAUACGGCCGUGAGUCCCACCUCACCGCCGCACGCCAACGGUUUAUCGAAGCGGCCGUGGGGACUGAAGCUGCGGCGCGGCGGCAGUGGCGAGCCGAGCGUCGACGGCGUCGUUACGGAGCUGCGACCGCCGGAGCUAUCAGAACCGGCCUCCGACGUCACGGUGUCACCAGGAGCCACCGCUACGCUCGCGUGCCGCGCUGUCGCCACGCGUGCUUCCGCCUCAUGGCGCAAAACGGCCCCGGAAACUCGGGCACUGCGUCACGGCGGCCGGUUCGCAAUCAGCCUCACGCCUGAAGGCCUCGCCACUCUCACCAUCCAUGCGUGCCGAGCUUCCGACGCUGGAGUGUACUGCUGUCUAAUCAGUAACGAGCUGGGUGGCGUGCAGUGUUCAGCGAGGCUGACCGUCGGCUCGGGAGGUACACCAGGCGUUCCAGCGGUUCGCGCGCAUCCCGGCGGCGGCCUCGUUGUUCAGUGGGACGAACCGACACCCGCGCACUUAGAAUACUGCCGUGUAGGCGAAGGAGAAUGGAGACGAGCGACGGAGACCCCCGCCGCGGCUAAUACUCUAGCGUUGGAGGAGUUACCAGCAGGGCAGUACAGCUUCAGAUUGAUUUGUGGCCGUAGCGGUGCGGCCGGGCCCGCAUCAGGACCAGCCGCGUGCGGCGGCGGUGGUGGAUGGCAACGCGAACAAUUCGCGAGGAGAUAUAGCGUAGAGGAGGAAAUAGGGCGAGGCCGCACUGCGCGGGUUCUCGCCGCUCGGGAUACCGGCACCGGUCAAAGGGUUGCCUUGAAACAGGUGUUAGCCGGUCGCGGCGCAGACGCUAUGCGCGAGUACCGUAUCCUCUCGCAAUCGGCCCACGGCGCGGUAGUCCGCGCGAUGGCGUUGUUCGCGGAGGUACCACGCGCAGGCGCACACACGCUCGUACUAGAAAUGGUGGGAGGUGGGCCGUUACUAGAGUGGGCAGCGUCAUCGCCUCAUGCGUACACGCAACAAAUGGUCGCGCAACACACAAAGCAGCUGUUGUCAGCGCUUGAUUGGCUGCACAGCAACAACAUCGCCCAUCUAGAUGUCAGGCCGGAAAAUAUCCUAGUGGAACUGAGCGGUCCACAACCGCAGCUGAAGUUGAUCGACUUAGGUUCAGCAGUGGAGACGGGUGAGGGUAGCGCGGCGACUUCCGGCAGGGAGGUGCUACCGCCUGCGCCGGCGCAACUCGAGUUCGCGCCGCCAGAGUGCGUCCUAGGACGACCUCCGGCGCCCGCAUGGGACGCUUGGUCUGCGGGUGUCUUCCUAUACGUAUUUCUAACAGGGUUGUCACCGUUUUUAGACGAAUCAAUAGAAGAGACAACAGCAAAUAUAAUAAAGUGCGACUACUGCUUCCCGCCGGAGCACUGGGCCGGCGUGGGGGAGCGGGCGCAGCAGGUUAUAAGGGGCUUGUUGGAACCUACGCCCUCCCGCCGACUGGCCCUCAGGGACGCCAUUGCAGACCGCUGGUUCGAUGAGGCGCCCACAACUACGCUAUCGGCUACACAACUGAAAACGUUCCUAGACCGACGGCGGCCUGCUGGUCACGGCAACGCAUUACACUCCCUACGGUCACCCAACGACACUUGACCUCUCAGCGACGACGCGUUCGUCCUGUAGACGCGUCCUGUUCACACUGCCACACGCACACACAGCGAGAUUACGCGGCGGCGUCGAUGCACAGAUUAAAAAUAAUUAUGGCAGAAUAACAUAUUUCCGUAGCCUUGUUUUAUUGCAAAAGACUGCUAUAGUGUAUCGACGAGCGCCACGUUUACCUGACAUGACGCGAGAAGCAUCGCUUCCCGAACUGAUAUUAGUGUAGACUCAAACAGAUGAAUUUCUUAUUCACUGACUGUAACCAUUAUAUUUUAAAUAUAUUAACUAUUUCUGUGAAACCGUUAUUGUAGCGAUGAUGUUUAUAUAUAUUAAUUAAUAAGAAACAAAGGCAUCAGCCAAAUUUAGAUCUUACUAAUCAUUCAUACACACAAUGUAGGUUAUGUUUUUUCUCUAAGCUGUAGUUUAACUUUAAUCGUUCUAUAGUCAAUGUGCCCACCUGUCGUUUUCGGUAUAUUAGGUACGUGAAAUUAUGUUGCGAUUUUUUUUUUUUUUGGUUAUUAUUCAUUAUUUGUAUCGAUUAUUACAAAAAUAUGCCAAAUUUAUUUCGUCAUUGAAAGCCGUUCUAUAAAUUAGAUCCACAUUUUUUCACAGAUGUAACAUAUUUCCCCUGGCCCCCGUUGACUGGCAUCCAUUGAUGUCGCAAUAUUAAAUAAAGUGUAAUCAAGUAACCACUAUGUAAAAUUUGUAUGAUUCGAGAGCGGCCGAUUAUAAGGAAAGUGUCUGUGAUUUAUGCUAAAAUAAUAUUUCAUGCUUAUUCCUAAUUUAACGUGUACUUGUUAAAACUAUUAAAAUGUAUAUAGCACUAAGUUAGCGUGUAAUGUUUAUCUUAAUUUCUGACCAAAACGCAAAAUUUUUAUUGUAUAAGUAAACGAAACGGCAAGAAAUAAGAUCGAUAUUGGCAUCAUAGUAUAAUAAUAUAACUGAUAGUUAGUCGUAAUAGGUGAGUUCACAUCGUCUAUACCUCUCGCGGAGGCUCCCCACUGCAAACUUUCUCUACACAUGCACCCGCGUGCGAUGUCUAUUUACACUUUGUUUAGUGCAAGUGCGAAGUGAUUAGUUGUCAUGUUAGUAUUAACAAAACAGUGUUAAGUGCUCAAUGCAGUUUUCAUUCCCAUAGUCAAUUGGCAAAGGAAUUUAUCGACAGACACGUUACCGCUACCACGUUCAUAAGAUAGAAAUAGUCACGUCUAGUAUCUCAUUCUUUCUCAUGCGAGCACUAACGUAAACGUAUCUACGAUAGAUUCGUUUCGUCCUUUUCAAUCUACUUCACUAUUCCGUCCGUCGUAGAUCGGGUAAUGCAGCGGGUGCGCGAGGGAAGCUGUUUAACAGCAAAUGUGGACCAUGCUUCUAUUAGUUUACUUCGCACUCGCACUUCGGAAGUAAAAUUUCACUAAUCACUUAGUAAGUGUAAAUUAGCCAUAAGGCGGAACUGUAAUAGAACGCACACAACAGUCAUUCCAAUGCCUUUUAAUCCUAUUCAGUAAUCAUUAUUUUUAAAUGCAUCGUGCUCCAAUGUAGACGAAAUAAGUAACUGAUAUAACUAUUAUUAUAUUAUGCAAAAAGAGUUACUAAGAUUUUAAUAUUAAGCGAUUUCUAAUUAUAUCGUUUGGAGUAUGAAAUCCUCUACCACAAAUAUUUAUAUUUAUAUACCUACAAGUAUAUUUUAAUCAAUUUUAGCACUUGUAAUAUUUGUUAUGUCCUUGUAUUUAUAUUAUCAAUUAGUCAUUGUAUUUUAUUGCAUAUAUAUAUAUUUAUAAUAUUAUUUUUAUAAUGUGUUUUAAACUGGUAUUGUAUUUUUAAAACGUUGACCGCUGUGGCUACUGAAUUAUCACAAUAUUUUAUAUCAGACAUGUACCAAUAUUAUUUACACACAAACGCUUAUUGUUUUAUGGCAUUAUCACCGAAUUUUAUUUAGUCGAGAUGACCAUUCCACAGUUUGUGCUGUAGAAUAUUCUACUUUAUUGAUCUCAUUACAUGAACUAUAUUCAAUUGCAAACUGGAUUCUUUGAAUUGUACUACAAGUGGAAAUGUUGUGUAUAUAACGAAACAAUAUAUAUAUAUUUUUAUAUAUUCGUUCAUUUUAUAUAUUAUACAAUAUAAUAUAAUAUAUAUUUGAUAUUUUAUAUUCAAAUGAUUAAUAAUUUAGUAGCUUUAAAUAGUACAGCGAGGUUUCGAUUAUUAAAUGCAGCACUAGCUAUUUUUGACGGCUUCACCUUGGCGAAACAUUUGUGCUCAAAGAAAUUUCGGGAAAUCGCCAAACGUGGAAGGAACCAAUGUACACAAUUUUAUCUAAUGUACCUAAGCAAUUUUAGCAAUACAGUAUUCGUUACAUCACAAUUAUUAAAUAAAUUAGCUGUGUAUUUCACAUUGUCAUGAUUAUAUUUAUAUACUUAUUUAUGUUUUUUUUUAUGGUAUUAAAUGAGUAUUCUUAAAAUGAUGGAAUAUCCUACUUUGUUUUAUAUCUGAUUUUUUUUUAAUUAUUAAUUAAUUAUUAUAUUAUUAUGUAUAUGUCACAUCACACAUGCUCACAUGUAAUUACGCAGACAACUUUGUAACAAACGUUUCAAAGUGAGCUUCUUAUAUAAAAUUAUAUUUAUAUAUUGGAAGACAAUAGAAAUGUGCACAAAAGUAUUUUUUAUUGAAUUAUUUAUAAAAAAAAUUAACACAUCGAAAUAUAACGUUGUCAUUUUAAAUAAUCUGAAUUGUAUGAAUGUAUUAUUUAUGCUAUAAUUUUAUAUUGUGGACGUUUCAAAUAUAAUAAUAAUGUGGAAAGGAUAUCGUGUAUUUUCCGUUAAGUAUUUGUAAUAACAUGUUCAUCUCGGCACUGUAGAGUUAAAUGUUAAUUAAUUUCAUAGUACGCUUACCGUUUUACCCCGUAGUGUUUACUCAGCGAGCUGUCCGUCAGUGUCACUUCUAGAUAUCAAGUUGUACUAGUACUGAUGUAACUAUAUAAAUUUCAUUAUAUAAUUUUGUGAAAAAAUACAAUAAA